GCUUCCGCUUUAGUUCCCCGGAGCACUGGGUAAGUGUCUAGUAUUUGCCCGAAGUUGGGGACGCCGUGUACUUUGUGGCUCGCCCCAGGCCGUGGCCCUGGGGUGGGAGGCUGACGGUGCUGUCUGUCCCUGGGCCAGGAGGCCGGAGGAGAGCCUCUUCACCGGCUGCGCUGAGAUGGAUCCGCUCAGGGCCCAACAGCUGGCUGCGGAACUGGAGGUGGAGAUGAUGGCUGAUAUGUACAACAGAAUGACCAGCGCCUGCCACCGGAAAUGCGUGCCUCCCCACUACAAGGAAGCGGAGCUGUCCAAGGGCGAGUCUGUGUGCCUGGACCGAUGUGUCUCCAAGUACCUGGACAUCCACGAGCGAAUGGGCAAGAAGCUGACGGAGCUGUCCAUGCAGGAUGAGGAGCUGAUGAAGAGGGUGCAGCAGAGCUCAGGGCCUGCGUAAGGCCCCAGACGGCACACACCCAGGGGUGCACCCUGCCCCUGCCCAUUCUUCGCGAGAAAGUGCUCCCUCCUGGGUGUCUCUGUGAAGACCACCGGGCCUGUGCCCUCUGGAGAGUGUCCAGGGGCCCGGGCUGUGGCAGAGCUGUCCUGACUGAAGAAGGGGUAUCUGUCACACUGGAAUGUGACUGUGAUCGUGUGUGUAUAUGUAUAUGUGUGUGUGUAUGUAUAUAUAUAAACAAGGUUGUCAACACUA
This is a messenger RNA of Oryctolagus cuniculus (rabbit), 700 nucleotides long. Lineage: Eukaryota; Metazoa; Chordata; Mammalia; Lagomorpha; Leporidae. The record is from RefSeq and is a predicted model, not a curated record.